GAAAAAGGAAACCCCGCUCUUCCUCUAACCCCCAUUCUUUCCCAACCGAAACAUCUGCCUACCGUCCUCUCCUCUUCCUUUCCUCCCACAGAAUUCCACCACAACUAAACCAAAAACCCAUCUUUUAUUUUUUUUGUUCUGGUAUUUUUUUUUCUAUCCUCAAAGUUUGAGGAAGCUCGAAUCGACGGCGCCGUCCCGGUCGCGAGAUUAGGGUUUUCUCGCUGCCGCUGCGGCUCGUCGGUUUCCACGACAUACCGUGCACGAUUCCCGUGAUUUGUGGUGAUGCUGCUGUUGCCACAAAUAGGUCGUUUCUGAUUCAUGAACUCAUCAAUGUGGUUUCAUUUGAAGGAGGCAGUGAAUGGAUAUAGGUGGAGUUGAGCACCGAGGGCGUUUGGCACAGCAGAAGACAUCUUGGACAGAAGAUAAGCAUAGGUUGCCAUUGCUCCCUUCCAAGAAGAACAAUGACAUUUCUGCCACCUGCAAGCCCAAGAAUGUUGCUUCUAGGUACAAGUCUGGGAUCUCAUCUACCCCUGUUUUAACUCCUAGUUCACCAAGACGACACCCCUCUCCAAAUGCCAGUCACACAUCUCCUGCGGUGUCACUGCCUAAGCGACCCCAAUCUGCUGGGAGGAGACGACCAACAACCCCUUCAUCGAGGUUCUCUGCACCCUCAUCCCCUUCUAGUUCUUCUACACUCUCUUCCCCAUCUUCUAGAUCAACAACACCAGCACAUGAUAUGGUGGCGGAAAUUCACAGCACCACGCGGCGCUUACUCAGCAACAGGACUCCUGAUGGUUUGUGGCCAUCAAUGCGGAGCCUGUCUUCCUCAUUCCAGUCAGAUUCUCCCAUAAUUUCUGUUAGUGAAAAAGAAAAAGUGGUUGUGAAUUCCUCAGAGAAAACAAUUAAGUCUCCGGCCAAUAUAGUAAUUGAGAGAAAGAGGACUCCUCUGAGAGGAAGAAACUCAUCUGACCAAUCAGAGAAUUCUAAACCAUUGGAUAACUCAAAUGCAAGGGUCAUUGAUCAAUGUCGGUGGCCUGGGAUGCUGGGAGGAAGGUCGUCUGCAAAUGGCUUGUCAAGAAGUGUGGAUCUCUCUGAUAGGUCUAGUAGAUCUGCAUCUUUAACAGUUGCAUCACGGGGGGUCUCCCCAAAGAGAACGAAUCCGUCAUCUGAUAGUGCAACUAGAGUUCCCCAGCCAUCUUUAAGUGAGGUUAUGGAGCGAGUAUUUAAUGAUGGAGGUGGAAGAGCAGAGCAGUGUGUGAAAUCAGUUGUAAAGUCCUCUUCACAAAUUUCCAUGAGAUAUUCGUCAGUAACGCGGUCAAAUAAGACUCAGUCAUCGCCAGUCCCAGGUUUGCGUAGCCUUUCUUCACCGAGUAAGGUUUUGUCAACAUCAACAUCAUCAUAUACUGCUAGGGGUAUGUCAAGUCCUUCAAGGACAAGACCAUCUACUCCGGUCUCAUCAUCUAGCAACGUUACUAGCAGAAUGGUUGGCACAUCCUCUGUCCUUAACUACAGUGUUGAUGUGCGAAAAGGAAAGAAGAAUAGAAAUCACAUAGAAGAUGCUCAUCAGCUAAAGCUGCUUUAUAAUGCAAACUUGCGGUGGUGCUUUGUCAACGCUCGAGCAGACAAGACACUAUUGGUUCAGAAAAUGAAGACAGAGAAUGUUCUUCACAGUGUGUGGAAUAGAAUUUCAAAAUUGCAUGAUCCUGUGAUCUUGAAAAGAAUUGAUGUGCAGCGUCUGCAGGUAGAAAUGAAGUUGCGUAUAAUUUUGAAAGAACAGAUGGCAUACCUUGAACGUUGGGUGGCAUUAGAAAGGGAACAUUGUAGCUCUUUAUCUGGUGCAGUGGAAGCUUUAAAUGCAAGCACCCUACGUCUUCCUAUUACAGGAGGUGCAAAGGCAGCUGUAGUUGAUGUAAAAAAUGCUGUUAGUUCAGCAGUUGACGUUAUGCAAGCAAUGGGUUCCUCCAUUGCCCAUUUACUAUCUAAGGUAGAGGGUACCAAGUCGCUGGUCUCUGAGCUUUCAACCAUUGCGGCAAGAGAAAAAUCCAUGUUUGAUGAGUGCAGAGAUUUACUAGCUUCAACAGCAGCGAUGCAGGUGCUGGAGUCCAGUCUUAGAACACAUAUCAUACAACUAAAACAAGACGCUUAUGAGCCAGAUUAACCAAGUUCCAUAAAUCAAAGGUCAUCAGGUGAUGAGAGCCCAUGCUUCUUGAGGUAACAACUUCGAAAUGGAAGAGAUGAAACUUGCAACCCGUGGUUAGUUCGUUUUGGGCUAUUCGCGCGCGCACACACACCCCCAUUUUCUUUUUCCCUUUCCUUUUUUUUCUCCUCAUUUUGUUAUUUUUAUUUUUGUCAAAUGUAAUUUUUUAGUGCUCAUACAAAGGCAAAAAAGGAAGUACACAACACAUGAGAAGCAAAAGGUUGAAAUCAGUAAGCUCAGUUCUCCAUAUGUAUGUAUAUAUUAACAACUUUAGCAGGAUGGGAACUGCUAAAGUUACAACCCAACUCGUUUCAGAUUUGCUCUCUAACAGGUAACUCGCAAGUCUACAGAUGUGAUGACUUGAUUACUUGUGAAUAACCACUUGGAGAUGUUGGAGAUUUUAUUACUGAUAAAGAUUAAGAUAGUUGAGAUGAA
Musa acuminata AAA Group (dessert banana) is the source of this 2632-nucleotide messenger RNA. RefSeq names its product AUGMIN subunit 8-like. Gene Ontology annotation, biological process: centrosome cycle; spindle assembly. Gene Ontology annotation, cellular component: centrosome; nuclear microtubule; cytoplasm. The transcript is spliced from 7 exons. Bases 359 to 2158 code for a protein of 599 amino acids. Gene Ontology annotation, molecular function: microtubule binding. The record is from RefSeq and is a predicted model, not a curated record. Lineage: Eukaryota; Viridiplantae; Streptophyta; Magnoliopsida; Zingiberales; Musaceae.